Molecule: messenger RNA, 6255 nt
Organism: Centruroides sculpturatus (bark scorpion)
Lineage: Eukaryota; Metazoa; Arthropoda; Arachnida; Scorpiones; Buthidae
Product: microtubule-associated protein futsch-like
Exons: 2
Biological process (GO): microtubule cytoskeleton organization; axonogenesis; dendrite development
Cellular component (GO): microtubule associated complex; microtubule; dendrite
Molecular function (GO): actin binding; microtubule binding
Source: RefSeq, a predicted model, not a curated record
UUAGGUCUGUUAUCCUGGGACACGAAAACUACAGGAUGUGAUUUAUCUGAACUUGAAAACGUCUGCAACAAUGUCAAGCAUGGAAGUGAUACCGAGAAUGAACUUCUAAUUCAACAUUCAACUGAGACAUUAGCUGUAGAAGUUUUGAUCAACCCUCAAGUAAGUACGUUGAAGCAAUGUUUGAAAAAUCUACUUCUGGCGAGAACCGGCCACAAACAUUUGAUUUACGCUGGCUAUUCUUUUACUGGAUCUGGAUCGUGGAUAUUACAAAACGGAGCAUUCAAGUUUUCAAAUUUCAUCGAUGCCUUUCAAGAUGCCGAUGUUCAAAAAGAACUACAGAACAAUCAAGGUGGAACUUUUCAUGUUCACUGUACGGAAGAAGGCGAAUGGACCUCCGCUAAUUUUCAGAAGCAAGCCAUUCAGAAACUAAUUAAACUACAGUUAAAUCCAGCUGAUAAAAUUGAUAGUCUUCCAGGUAUGCCAGCCCUUAUCCAAUGUUUGGAUUCGGCACUCGUCAGUCAUACUUUAGAAGAGAUUAUGACACUGUCGCCUUUAGUUGGUAACAUACGCUUCAAUAGACCUACUCUGUAUGUGUUUCCUGGUGGAGAAGGUGACUGUGCUUUAUUCGGAAUUAAUGGAUUUAACAUGCUUAUCGACGGUGGUUUCAAUAGGAAACCGUGUUUCUGGGAAUUCAUAAGACAUCUGGAUCGACUCGACGCUGUAAUGGUAACAAGAUUAUGUGAGAGUAACGUGUGCGGAAUUACAACUUUAAUGAAAAGGAAAGCUAUCAAUAAUAUUUACCCGCAGAUUGGUUAUGUAUUUUGUAAUGUCAUGGAAGGAAAACCAACACCAAACGAUGAAAUAACAAAAGAUAAAAAUGAUUUGUUGGUUAGUGUUGUGAAUGAAGGCCACACCUUUCUAAACAAUCUAAUGGAAUUAAAUAUGAAACCUCACAGAUGUCUGAGAGACGUAACAAACAUGGAUCCAUUUACUUUGUAUCAAAAGGUUGGCCAUGGGACUUUGGAGAUGUAUACAUUGAGUCCGCAGAAAGAUAGUAAAGAAGUUAAAGAAUUCCUCCAGCAAUGGGCUUCUCGUAAAGAAACAUUUAGUAAAGUAAAAGCUGGAGUUAAAUUCCAGGAACAAGAAAUAUCUAUUCCGCUUUCACAUGUGCUCUCAAUUUGUUCAUUGAUUGUAUGGAGACCCGCUAAUCCUAAAGACACAAUUACAAGAAUAUUCUUUUCUGGAAGUGCACCACAGAACAGAAUAUUCGAAGGAUUGGAGAAGUUAAAAGAUUUAGAUGUUUUAAAGAAACCAGUUUGUUCUUAUUCUUCUCUACAUCCUACGAUCGUUGAAAAGCCAAAAUCAAAACUGUUAUCGAAGGGACCAUCGAUCAAAACUUCUCCACUCGUAACUAACGGCACAGGUAGAAGUACAGAGUCAUUGGGAUCAAAAAAAGAAACGACAGAAACAGAAUCAAAAAAGGAAAUCAUCGAAAAGAGAACUUCGAAAACUCCAAUUAAGAAAGAGCCUUAUAAGCAUGUUAUAGAAAAUAAGGAAAAGAAAGAAACGAGAAGAUCAACAACUACGACUCUCACCUCCACAACAACCAAAAAAGACAUUAAAGAGAAAAAAACACCAGCAAAGCCAACAGAAAUAAAGAAAACAUCUCCUACACCUAAAGUUACUGAAGUUAAAUCUAAAGGCUUGAAAGAAGUAACGAAUAAGAAAACGGUCGAAAUCAAAACCGCAAAGAGAAAACCUGAACUUCUCAAACAAAAAUCACCACCUACAACAGAAACUCAUAAACCAAAGCCAAUAACAAAGUCACAAUCUUCAACGAAAACAACGACUAAAACUGCAAAAACAGAUACAUCUAAGCCUACUAAAACAGAAGUAAAGAAAAUUGUUUCUAAAGUAUCUACUACAACAACUGCAAAGAAAGAGACACCACUAGAAAAUAAGGAAACAGCUAAAGAACCGAAGCUUAACGGCGUUGCAAAACUCGCUGAAAUACCUGCUAAAGUAGAAAUUUCUGAUGAGAAAGUUACUGAAGAAAUUUCUUCUUCACCCGCUGACAUUCAAACUAAAGAGAAAGAAUUAGAAAAUGUUGAACCAGAACCUAUUAAGGCAGUAUCACCUUCUCUGGAAAAGGAAAAGGCAGAACCUGAACCAAUCUUAGAAGAAAAGCAAAAAGAACAAAUAGAAGAAAAAUUACCUGAAGAAACUAAAGAAAAAUUUUCUGAAGAAGUUACUAUUAACGAUAAUUUGAUUAAAGAAAGUGUUGCAGUUGAAGAACAAAGCAAAACCGAUUUACUAUUAGCAAACGCUUCAAUGGAAGGUAGUUUCUGUGAAGGAUUAAUGGAAGAAGUUCAGGAAACAGUAAAAGAAGAUAAUUAUAUUCAGAAAGAAAGCACUAUCUUGGAAACAUCCCCGUGUAACGAAGAAAAAAUUCCCGUAGAAGAAAUUAUUGAAGAAAAAUCAGAGAAAGAAUCCCUGCAUGAUGUGAUGGCUCUAGAGAACAACGAAGAAUAUGAAAUAUUAGAAGAAAAAGUAGAAAAAGAAGACAAAAUUUCCGAAUUCGAAACCGAAAAUAAAGUCGUAACUAUAAAACACGAAGACUUACCCGUGGAAGAAAACGAACCCAUUAAAGAUGAGCUUCCUGUUAGUAAAAACAAUCUCUUCGUCGAUAUCGCACAUAAGGAGGCUGAAAUUGAAGAAGACACUAUUAAGAGUCCAACUCCUAUGGCAGAGGUUGAUUAUGAAGACGAAGGAGUUGCUCUCGAAACUACGCGAGAGAAAUGCGAGGAAGAUUUGCCUGAAAACGAUAAAAUAUUGAAAGACGAGGCAUUUGAAAGUUACGAAGGUAAAUACCAAGACGAUGUUUUAGAAAUGGACAAAUCUGAUGAUCGUGAAGAAAAAGAAUCAUCAAGUCUUAGCGAAGAGGAAAAAUUAGAAGAGGAGGAAGAAAUGAUAAGACAUCCUACACCACCCGGAGAGAGAAACUUUUAUGAGAAAAUUGGAGCUAUUCCGGAUGAACGAAGCAUGGAAGAACUUGAUAGUAGAUUCAUGGAGCAUUAUCUUCCACGGCAAGGUGAAGACGGUUAUCAACAAUUAUAUGAAGAAGGUGAAGAAAAUGAAGACGAAUCCGACAGUGAGGGACCAAUCGUUGAACAACCCGUAUACGGUAAUGUGAUUCAAGCAGACUUUCCUGAAUUUGUUAAUAUUUCUGGUGGUACCACUCCUUCGGAACCACAAUCUCCAAAAGCUGUAUAUGAUUCUAAACAGAAAUUCGCGGAUGUUUCAGAACAAUUACUCAAAUCUACCCCUCCGCAGGAGAUUGACGAAGAUAGAUUUGAAGAAGAACAAAAGAUUCACCCCGAUUUCCAGAUGUCACCAUCUAAAUCAUUAGGAAGUAAAGUGUGUAUCGAUGAAGCAUAUAAAGAAUUUGGCAAAGAUUUACAUGAUGAGGAAAAAAUUAUCAAAGAUCGUGAGGACAAGAUUAUGGAAGUAGAAGAAGAGGAAGAAGAAGAGGAAAGCAUUCAGAAAGACUCAAUCCUCGAAGAAGUCAUUCAUACAAAAACAAUUCAUGAAGUUCAUGAAGAAGAAAUUAUUCAAGAAACAACAUAUGAUGAAGAAUUAAUGACAGAGAAAGCUAUGCAAGAAGAUUUGAUCCAAGAGAAAACUAUGAAAGACGAUAUUAUUCAGGAAAACGAACCAAAAGAGCAGGAUUUUUAUGCCGAAAAAACAGAUCCGAUGAAAGAACAAACAGAAUCCUUUGAUGAUCAACAAAAACUUUCUCCUCAUAAAGAUGUAUGUGAAGAUCGUCAGAGUCCUUUGCAAGAGUACGAUAAUACGAGUUUUCAACAAUCAAUGCAAAGUGAAACCGAUUUCCUUAAAGAACGAGAAACACUCUCUCCAAGAAGAGAUUUGUAUAAUGAUCGCGAAAGUCCUGUAGAAAAAUACGAAAGUAGAAAUAUGCAAGAAACUAUGCAAGAACAAAUUGAUUCCUUUAAAGAGCAAGACAGAAUAUCUCCAUGCAAGGAUAUAUACGAUGAUCGCGAGAGUCCUCUACAAGAAUAUGAUAACAAAAGUUUGCCGGAAUCAAUGCAGAUGCACGCUGAGCCUUUUAAGAAACAAGAAGCAAUUUCUCCAAGUAGGGAAGAACCAAUAUAUGAGGAUCACUCUAGAUCUCUACAAGAACAUGAUAGCAUUUUUACGUAUCAAGAUCAAAAAAUUGAAAACGAAGACAAACAAUUAGCAGGUUCUGAUCUAAAGAUUGAAGAGAAUAUUGAACACGAUAAAGACAUAUAUCAAGACGAAGAAAAACUACUCUUGGAGCAAGAUGAGCCAACGACUAGGGAUAUUUAUUCAUCAGAAACCACGGCCGAGUAUCAAGAAAAACAGAUUUAUAGUGAAGUGUCCAAGUUUGAAAAAACAUUGGAUGAUGACAAAAAUCUUUCUGACGACGACCUUGAUUCCCAAGAACAGUCGAUAUCGUUUCAACACAAAACAGAAGACACAACAGAGCAUUACGAUAUUACAUCAAGCAGUAUGUUCAAUUCUCAUCCUAUGGACCAGAGCUUCCACGAGAGUUAUGCCGAAGCAGAUAGAAAGGAAGACGAAGACUUCGGAACAUACCUCGAUGAAAAAACCGAUAAAUUGCAUGAUCAACACGAUUCAUAUAUAAUCGAUAAAGAACAAAGUAGAAUUACAUCCGAUAGUACCGAGGAACAUGCAGAAAAUAUUACAGCAUCAAAUACUAAUGGUAAAUACAUUGAAGAAAAGCAAGAAACAAUCACUAGUCACUACUUCGAAAGUGGAGAGGCACAUUUCGAACAUUAUGAAAGUUAUCACAAAGAUGCACAUCGCGAGUUUGCUGAGGUAACCGAAGAAGGAUAUUACGGUGAUAACGAAAGAAGUAAUGUGGACAGUGAUCAUCCUAAUAAUAUUUCACGGUAUGCUUUCCAAACAACAACAGAAUCUUCAGAUGGUGACACUAUUGUUUCCGAAAGAAAGGAAUUCGCGUAUAGUACAACAACAAACGGUGUUGGUUUAUCCUCAGAUAUCAAUGGACAUAAAAUGGAACCUUGGAAAAAUAACAGUCUGCUUGGAUUCGAAGCAGAUUCUUUCCGAAACGAGGGACACGAUUCGGCAAGUUUUUACAAAAGAGACUUUUCUGAUGCUUAUGGAACAGAUAAUCACACUGUUCCAUCAUCAUCGGAACUGUUCAAGAGUGAUAUGGGACAGAAACACUAUUCUGAUACGACCAGCAUUAACGACAUUUAUCUGGACUCCAAAGAUCCUAAGGAGAUUGUAGAGAAAGAAACUUUCUCUAGCAUGUCUUUCGGUUAUAUGAAGAACGAUUAUCAUUCGGAAGAUAAAGAUGAUCUUUUGGAACAUCAGUAUUCGGAACACGUUCAGAAAGAUUCUUCGAAAGAUUUUCGGCUAGAAGAUUGGAGCAAACCGAUGGGUCUUCCUUCACCACCGGAAACAAAAUCUAAGACGUCGUCGACUAGAGUUUCUUCGGGUAAGUCGAAGAUCGAAAAAUCGAAUACUUCGUCUACAGAAAAUGUUAAAAUGAAGAUGACAUCCAGAAUGGACAAAAGCAACAAGAUGAAGACGAAUACCUCUUCGGUGCAACCAGUCUACGUAGAUUUGGCAUACGUACCUCAUCACGGAGAUCCUCAUUAUUCGAAUUACGAAUUCUUCAUGAGAAUACGAGCUCGUUAUUACGUAUUCAGUGGUAUUAAUCCUAGCAAAGAAGUAUUGAAUUCCCUUUUAGAGGCAAAGAAAAGUUGGAAAGACGAUUCUGAAGUAACUAUCAUACCAACCUACGAAACCGACACCUUGGGUUACUGGAUGGCACUCAACCAAGACACACUGAUCGAAAAUAAGAUCGACGUGGCGCCUUCGGCUAGUCGAUGCACAGUAAAUCUUCAAGAUCACGAAACGAGUUGUGCAGCUUAUAGAUUGGAAUUUUAAUUCGAUUUUGUGAUAUGCACUGAUGUUGAGUUUCUCGUUAUAGCAUGAAAUGGAGCCUUUUCGUUACUGUCAUUCAAGAGAAGGUACAAAGAAGAAGCAGUAUUUGUGAGUUUAUUUUUUAUUCCCACAUUAAUCUAAGGUGUGGUUUACAUCUGUUAUAUCUAGGGCAUGUAUUUCUAAAUCCUACAAAAUAAGUUGCUGCCUCGCAUUGUUUCUCUGAGAGUUGAAGAAGAUUUCAGUUGGGAAGUUUUUCGUUUAAAAAAAUAUAUAUAU